AUGGCUUUAGAUGACCGUAAUGACCCUUGGAUGUGUAUAGUUUUUCUUACUAAUUUGACAGGAGCAGCAUUAAAGUGGUUCAAGAAUAGGCCACAUAAGUCCAUCCCGGACUACGUAACACUGUGCACCAUGUUCUUAGCACAAUACUGCGGAAAUAAGAAGCAAAAGAAGAGUAAUGCUAGCCUCUUCACCGGGACGAAGUUUCACACUUCCUUGGUCAAAUAUUCUCCUCCUGACAUGCAGACUCUCAAUUCCAGGGCCCAGAUCUACAUUCGGCUCGAGGAAAAUGUAGCCCACCGAGCGCAGCACGCCACCCUCGUGACAGUAGAGAACAAGCCUCAAGAGAGAAUUCCAAAUUCAAAGAUUCUAAAAAGCCAACACGCCUCAACGCCGAUCACCCAGGCACCUGAGAAGAGGCAAAGGAUAGAGGAAGGGUUUACACCUCUCCGAACUACCUUGGCUCGGCUCUUCCAAGAGAAUAAGAUAAAGUUCACAGCCCCACAGCCAAUGAAGCAACCCUUGGAGCAGAGGGACAAAAGCAAGCAUUGCGCUUAUCACCGAGAUUAUGGGCAUUCAACCAAUGAUUGCAGAUCCCUUAGGCGAUAA
Messenger RNA from Cornus florida, 606 nucleotides. RefSeq lists its product as uncharacterized. The transcript has 2 exons. The coding region runs from base 1 to 606 and encodes 201 amino acids. The record is from RefSeq and is a predicted model, not a curated record. Lineage: Eukaryota; Viridiplantae; Streptophyta; Magnoliopsida; Cornales; Cornaceae.